This is a messenger RNA of Ceutorhynchus assimilis (cabbage seed weevil), 694 nucleotides long. The record is from the annotation of a GenBank genome assembly. NCBI's taxonomy places the organism in Eukaryota, Metazoa, Arthropoda, Insecta, Coleoptera, Curculionidae.
UAGUGAAAUUUCAAUCAACACCAACCUCGUCUUCAUCUUCCUCUUCCUCCACCUCAUCUGCAUCGUCAUUUUCCUGGUUGAUUACAAAUUCUUCUCCCUCAUCAGCAGAUUGCGAAGGUAGAGCCGACAUGACAGUCAUUACAGGCUGCGUGUCCCCUUUUGCUUGAAAAUAGUAGUGACCCGCUUGAUCCACAAACAGUACAAACAAACAACCAGCUUGUAACAAUAAUAGUUUUGAAUCUGAUGCAAAACAUUGAAAAUAAAAGGCUUGCCUUGGGAAGGAGUUUUUAUCAUCAAUUUCAGUUAUGCCUGGCGAGAAAGCACACUUUUCAACUUUGGCCAGCUGCAGUUGUAGGCCAAGCAGGACUAAUCGCCGGCUUGAAAGUGUAUUUUUUUCGUAGCAAGGCCAUCUGUGAAAUCCCCAGACACAACGUAUUGAUGUCCUUUGACAAUUUGAUCGGCCAAAAGGUCAGUUUUAGACGACAAGGAGGAUUUAAGAGAGGCAUUUUGAUGGAUUAUGUUAUGGAUCAAACAACAAUGAUGCCAGUGUUUUAUGUUGAAUGUGAAAAAAAAGCGAUAUUUGCUGUUGCGUUUUUCGAUUUGUUUCUAACUUCGAAGCAAGCUGAUAGAGUUUUGCCAGAGAUGUACUCGACAACUUCAUUGUUGUCUUGGUAAUAUACAUUAUAUAAGUGAU